AUGCAUGGCGCCACCAUCGAGUCCUCCCUACCUAGGUAACAUUGCUCUCUCCUACGACCCUCACCGCUGUCGUCAGCCUGUGGUAUAUCAUCCUUGUCUGGGAUUCGUAUUGAGUUACUUUUAGCCGCAGUCCAGACAGACCUUACAUCUGAUUCACACCCUACCCUCGAAACCAACUUCGACCUUGUACGUUUGUUCUCUGUUGGCUCCAUUUAGCCGCCCGGACAGUCUUUGGACUUUACCAAUACAUCAUUUGGUGGCCAAACUCCCCCGGAAGACGCUCAAGCGCCAAACCUCCCACGCCACGCAAGGAAGUCUCGUCGAAACUGCCUGGACCACCAGCAGACUCUUUGUCGGAGUCGUGUACGCCAUGACAUUUCGGUAAUCAGGUCUUUCUAUUGCCAUGGCGGCAUAUGACACUUCUUCCUCCUUCCCUGGCCAUUCUACCACCACAACCACCACCAGUCGAGGAGGAUGGGCUGACCCCAGAGGGAAUGGCAUCACUCCUUCGCCCUCCUCCACACCAGGCUCUAGCUCCUCAGAAAGAGUGUAUCCACACAUCAAAGACAUCGUUCGAGAUGCGACCACAAGAUCAUCCUCCGAUGAUUCGCUAAUUAAGUACCUAUCUGAGGUAGAGAACUGCAUCGUAACUGCCAGAACUUCCGCCGACUUUCGACGCCCUGAUCUUGCCUACAAGAAUUACCUGCGCGCUUAUGAGAUUGCCGUCAACUACAUUCCGAAACACCGAGACUAUGGUUUCAUGUCAGACAAUAACAGGAACUGGGCCCAAAAGUAUAGGGUUGCUAGACACCAGUUGAACGACCUGGAUGCGCAGAUGCUUCAAGUCAAGGCCGCUAUCGAGUCCAACAAUGUCCUUCACGGAACACAACCGCAAGGCCAACAACCACUUCAGAGGAAGCCUGUCUACGCUUCCUCCUUUGGUGUUCCCGAUGUUUCCGCUGCAACGAAAAAUGGGCAGCCUCCUCCCACUGCCCCUCAUGCUGAUCAAAAUCCAUUGUCGCGGACUUCAUCCGACUUGCCUCCGGCGCUGAGAAUCGAACGUGCGCGCCCCUCGAGCAAACCCAAGCCAGAAUCACUGCAAGGCCGACCCAUUGGCGAUGCCACUAGUGACUUGAGCCAGCGUUUUGCACGACUUAGAUCUUCUGGACACGGUCAUGACCAUGCAGGAUCUUUGUCAAUGCCAGACCCCAGUGAUUUCCAAUCAAGCACGACUACUAAUCCAAGGCCUCAAUCAUACCACCCUCAAUCGCGUAAUCUGUACAGCAGCCCCCCGAGUCAACGAGUUAAUGGGCCACGAGACAUGCCUACGACGCCAGAAGGCCCAUCAGUUCCACCAAAAGUACCCCUCGCCACUUCAAUGGCUAUGCCCAAACCUCCAAGUCCUACAUACAGUCCGAUAAGCACGACCGCGGGAGCAUUUCAUACAAACAGUACCAGACUCUCCGCAGAAGGCGGUCGACCUCCUACCGAGAGGAAAAAUACAUAUUACAAUCAGUCAGCAACUUCAUCCACAACAUCAAUCCAUCUUCAGAAAACCCGUGACGAUAUUCUAUCCCCUUAUCGACCUACCACCCCCAACGGCGUCAACUCAGCCAUCGUCACAAAGAGCAGUUCCAGCGAAAUUCCCCACCGGACAUCAGUUGACGCUCCAACUCUGCACGAUUACAUGAAACGAUAUAAUGUAUUGCUCGUCGAUGUUAGAGAGCGUCUCAUGUUCGACGAUGGUCAUAUCAUGUCCAGUUCUGUGAUAUGUAUCGAGCCCAUCUCGCUCAAAGAGGGUGUCUCCGCUGAAGAGCUGGAGGAAAGAUUGGUUUUGGCUCCUGAUACAGAGCAGGCUCUGUUCUCUCGACGAAACGAGUUCGACAUCAUCAUUUAUUACGAUCAAGAUACCACUGAUGUGUCAUACCUGAAAGGCCCGCCGACCAUGACGAAAGCACCUGCCUUGCGAGCUCUUUACGAUACCCUGUACGAAUUCAAUGACACAAAGCCACUGAAAGAUGGCCGCCCCCCUGCCCUGUUGUCAGGUGGAAUCGAUGCCUGGGCCGAUUACAUGGGCGCUCAGUCGCUUGCACGAUCCAGAACUGCAGCUAUGUUAGGUACCACCCAGCAACGACGAGCCUUGGGACCAGGUCGGCCGGUUGCUCGACAAAGGCUGGUCAGCGCCAAUACACGAUAUGACGUCCGGAAUAGACGACUUCGAGACCAUAAGUUCCUAGACGAGAGUGAACAAGAGGCGUGGCGGAAAAAGGCCAUGCAAGAAGAAGUUGCCCCCACAGGCAAGCAUGAAACAGGGAGCGACGAGGAGUCUCAAGCGGCAGAUGAAGAGCCUCCUCCGCCAUCGCCAUUUGUACAGGACUACGAGACCUUUCUGCGCCGUUUCCCAUCUAUCCACCAGCAGCAAUCCAUGACAAUGCCUGCACGAAGACCACUUCCAUCCCAUCCAGCAGCAUAUCUACCUUCAGCUGCUCCUGCCUUUCCACCAGUCCCUGCACGACCCCCGCCUGCCAUUCCUCGACCAAGUUAUUCCGGACAAUCAGAUAUCAACGCUCCUCAGCCAGCUCUCGCCCGUGUUACCUCGGCUUCCCGACCUCCACUUUACUCGUCCGCUACGUUUUUGCGUAGCAAGAAGCUGCCUCGCACGGGAUUGACCAAUUUUGGGGUGACAUGUUACAUGAAUUCAACCCUGCAGUGUCUUUCUGCCACGACUCCAUUGUCUCAGUUCUUUUUUGACCGAGCAUAUGAAGGGUACGUACAGCAGAAUUGGAAGGGGAGUAACGGCAUCAUGCCCAAGAUCUAUGCAAAUGUGGUUCAGUCGGUAUGGAACGAUGAUGUUGAUGUAAUCAAGCCUUCUACAUUCCGCAAUUUCUGCGGGCGGAUGAAUCGCGAGUGGGCCAUAGACCGACAGCAAGAUGCCAAAGAAUUCUUCGAUUUCCUUGUGGACUGUCUCCAUGAAGAUCUGAAUGUUCAUUGGGAAAAUACCCCUCUUCGGCCGCUGACCACGGCCGAGGAAAUGCAAAGGGAACGAAUGGACAUUGCACGAGCCAGCCCUAUCGAAUGGAAGCGAUAUGAGCAUCGAGACUACAGCUAUAUGUCGUCAUUGUUCGCAGGACAGCAUGCGUCGAGACUGAGGUGUCUGACCUGCAAACGAACGUCAACGACCUAUGAGGCAUUCUACAGUAUCAGUAUCGAAAUACCAAGAACAGGCACCGGCCACAUUUACGACUGCUUGAACUCGUAUUGUCGAGAAGAGAAGCUGUCAGAGCUAUGGAGGUGUCCAUACUGCAAGUGUGAACGAGAAGCUACCAAGCAGAUCAUCCUCACACGCCUACCACAAUUCCUCGUCAUCCACUUCAAACGCUUUGCAGCAUCCAAGCACGAGAAGGCCAAGAAAAUCCAUACUCAAAUUGAGUUCCCCCUUUACGGUCUGACCAUGGACGACUUUGUCAUUCCACGACCCCCACCGAUUCCUAAUCAGGAUGGCAAGUUGGAUUUGGCAACCACAGCCCCUUAUAGCUACGAUGCCUACGGAGUCUUGAGACAUAUAGGAAACAGUGGCGACGGAGGACAUUAUACCAGUCUUGUCAAGGACCAAGGACGAGGCUGUUGGCGCAAGUUUGAUGAUGAACGACAUGUGGAUUUCGAUCCCACCAAGCUGAGCACGAGAGACCGACUACAGAACUCGGAGGCAUAUAUUGUCUUCUACCAACGAUCACAAGCGAGAUAGCGAAAUUAACAAUCCCAACAAGUCUUUGUCAAAUGAAGGAAAUGAUUUGGAAGCGGUCUUGUUGGUGAAGUCCCAGCAGCCGCGGAUGCAUCCCAUCAUGUGGGUUUUGAUUUCUGACCGCAAGCGCAAGCGUGCAAGUAGAAGUUUGCCUUUUUUUUAUGAAGCAUUCACUAGUACAUUAUAUGAGAUGGGGAAUUAAACUAUUUAUAUAUUCUG
This is a messenger RNA of Exophiala mesophila, 3961 nucleotides long. RefSeq lists its product as uncharacterized. The record is from RefSeq and is a predicted model, not a curated record. Gene Ontology annotation, cellular component: cytoplasm. The coding region runs from base 404 to 3745 and encodes 1113 amino acids. Gene Ontology annotation, biological process: protein deubiquitination. Lineage: Eukaryota; Fungi; Ascomycota; Eurotiomycetes; Chaetothyriales; Herpotrichiellaceae. The transcript is spliced from 2 exons. Gene Ontology annotation, molecular function: cysteine-type deubiquitinase activity.